This is a messenger RNA of Pipistrellus nathusii (Nathusius's pipistrelle), 396 nucleotides long. The record is from the annotation of a GenBank genome assembly. Lineage: Eukaryota; Metazoa; Chordata; Mammalia; Chiroptera; Vespertilionidae.
AUGGCCUUCUUCAACUUGUAUCUACUUGGAUAUCAAAAUUCCUUUCAGCACAAGAAAAGGGACACAACUGAAGAAACAAACCACAAGGAACUGGUGCCCACAAAGCUUCCCCCGAUUAUUUCAAAAGAUGGGAAUUAUUCUGUGCACCAGAAUAGCCACACAAAGUACCAUGAAGCUGUGCGGAAGGUGCUGCUAAAGACAUUCCCCAAUCAAGUCUUUAGAGUCCCCUUGACUGAUGCUCAGAACUUCAGCUUCUGGAGGUCCCACGAACCAGGAGUGCGCCCGGAAGAAACCAUGCCGUGGAUCCGGAGCCCUCGUCACUGCCUCAUUAACAGCCCAAUGACCAGGUUUAUGGAUCACUCUCUCCUCAAUGACAGACUAUUCAGUCUGUAUUGA